AUGGCAGGUACGACGGACGCGGAGACCCAGACGACCGGGGAGCCGCCCCCCGGACAGCCAGAGGAGCCCCCGGAGGCGGCGGGCGGGGACGUGUUCGAGGCGAUGCGCUCGCUGUGGCCCGAGGACGGCGCGCCGGGCCAGGGGGGGGACGCGGGGGGCCCCCUGACGCAGCUGGAGGUGGCCGCGGGGCUGUCCCGGCUGGAGCGCUGCGAUGAGGACGGCUGGGCGCUGGUGGCUGCCACGCUGCGGGACAAGGGCCUGACGGACGUCUCGUUCCUGGAGGGCUGCGGCCACCUGCGCCACGUCGACCUCUCCGGCAACGGGCUGACGGACCUGGGCGCGCUGCGGGGGCUGCCCUUCCUGGAGCGGCUGGACGCCUCCCGCAACGCCCUGCCCGAGCUGCUGGGGUUCCCGCCCCCGCGCUUCCUCACCACCGCGUGCUUCUCCCACAACCAGGUGCGCGUCAUCCCGGACCUGGAUGAGUUCUGGUCGCUGGUGCACCUGGACGUGUCCCACAACCUGGUGGAGCGCAUCUCGGGCCUGCAGCGCCUCAGGUAUCUCCGGUAUCUGGACCUGUCCCACAACCUCAUCGAGCGAUUUGAGAACCUCAGUCAGAUGCGCAUCAAGACCUUGCUGAUGGAGCACAACCAGAUCUCUGAGUUCGAGCAAGGAGAUGAAGUCGGCUUGAAGACGAUGCUGGACCUCAGGGCAGUAAGCUUCAACCACAACCAGCUGCAAUCCCUCGCCCUGUUCCAGGGAGCGUACACCCUGAAGGCGGUCGGGCUGGCGGGCAACUGCGUGAGGAGCCCCCGGGAGCUGGACCACCUGCGGGGCCUGGUGUCCCUGGAAGCGCUCGACCUGAGGGACAACCCCGUCGCGGGGGAGAGCGUCUACCGGCACCAGGUCCUCCACCUCCUCCCCUCGCUCGCCACCCUGGACGAUAUCCCCGUCCCGGUCGAGGACAAGGUGUUGGCGAGGGACGUGUUCCGGCCGUCGGAGCUGGAGCGCGCGGCCCGCCUGCGCGUGGCUCUCGCGGUGCGCCACCACCUGUGCCCGCCGGCCCUCGGGCCGGACACGCGCCCGGCCGACCGCGGGCCGCAGCCCCUCCUGGUGCUCGUGGGGCCCCUCGCGUCCAACAAGGGCUGCCUGGUGCGGGCGCUGGCCGCCUGCCUUCCGCUGGAGGUGCACCUCAGUCUCGACCACACAGCAAACCAUGUCGUCUAACAUUAAUUAUCAGCUCAAUAGUUUCUGCAAAAUAACUUCAUGUGCGCCAAUAAAACCUUACAACCAGUGUUCCUGAUUUUAGGCUACUGUUUCAAACAUAGGGUUGUGAGUGUUGCAUACCUGCCAGGAGUCAAAGAAUUUUGUUAAAAUAUUAUACGUGUCUAUAUAUAUAGGUAUAUACAUAUAUUCCGCAAAAACAGUACACCGCCAAUAAACACAGGAAUGGACUUCAAUACACUCCGUACAUCAAAAUGCAAAGCAAAACAUAACUGGAGGUGAAAUUCACUUCAGUCACCUCAAUUUUUUUGUUUAUCAAACUACA
Bacillus rossius redtenbacheri is the source of this 1546-nucleotide messenger RNA. Its product is annotated as leucine-rich repeat and guanylate kinase domain-containing protein-like. Lineage: Eukaryota; Metazoa; Arthropoda; Insecta; Phasmatodea; Bacillidae. The coding region runs from base 1 to 1224 and encodes 407 amino acids. The transcript is spliced from 6 exons. The record is from RefSeq and is a predicted model, not a curated record. Gene Ontology annotation, molecular function: protein binding.